Molecule: messenger RNA, 5348 nt
Organism: Pygocentrus nattereri (red-bellied piranha)
Lineage: Eukaryota; Metazoa; Chordata; Actinopteri; Characiformes; Serrasalmidae
Product: ATP-dependent translocase ABCB1-like
Exons: 29
Coding region: 574-4344 (1256 amino acids)
Biological process (GO): transmembrane transport
Cellular component (GO): membrane
Molecular function (GO): ABC-type transporter activity; ATP binding; ATP hydrolysis activity
Source: RefSeq, a predicted model, not a curated record
UCUCAGGAGGAUACAUUCUGCUACAGGCAUUUUAGGAACACAUGCUCACAGCACAGUCAGUAUGAGGGAGGAGACCACUGCAGCAGGAACAGACCCCCUACCUCACCUUCAGGUCCGGCAGUUUUCGAGAUAUCGACGCCCUUCCAACUCCAGAUUGUCCGGCCAUCCGAACAGCAGCUCAAAAUGUGGGAAUUUUUUUCCCAUUGAAAAUGAAUGUUGGCAGGCUGCCAGACAUGAUGUCACAAUGGCCCCCUCUCUCACACAACACCUACAAUCCACGCACGGAGCUCAAUGUCUCACCUGCUCCCAGCCUGUCUCUCUGCAUUAACACCACACAUGAUGGAUUUUUUUAAGGUGGAACUUCUUAUAAGUGCUUUCCCCUAACGGCCGCUUCAACCUGUCUUACUCACCAGACAAGAACUUAAAUGAGCCACCACGAGAGGGAUUCCGACCGGAAUUGAAGCACAGUUCCUCUUUUUUACUUGAAGAAGGAAGAAAAAUGCUGAGGAGUCUGUGAAAGCAGUUGGCCUUUUCCAGCUGUUCCGUUAUGCUACCUGUCUGGAGGUUUUCCUGAUGCUGAUUGGUCUUCUGUGCGCUGCUCUUCAUGGCAUAGCCCUGCCCCUCAUGUGUGUCGUGUUUGGCCAGAUGACUGACAGCUUUGUACUAAGUGGACAGCAGUUCAAUCUCACAGGUAACAUCACAGGAAACUCCCCUGUUAACUCCACCCUGAAUCCUUCAGACUGCAUCACCAUUCCUGGAUUUGACAUUGAAAAAGCCAUGACAGAGCAUGCAUAUUACUUUGUUGGACUUGGGGCUGCAGUGUUGCUCCUUGGGACAUUCCAGGUCAUGCUGUUCUUACUGACAGCCACCAGACAGACCAAACGGAUCCGAGAGCAGUAUUUCCUCGCCAUCCUCCACCAGCAGAUGGCGUGGUUCGACACACAUCCCAUCGGAGAACUCAACACUCGACUCACAGAUGACAUUAACACCAUCAACGAUGGCCUGGGAGACAAGAUCUGUGUCUUUGUCCAGUUCUUUUGUACGUUUGUUGCCGGUUUCAUCAUUGGAUUUGUCUAUGGUUGGAAGCUAACGCUGGUCAUUUUGGCAGUCAGUCCACUGCUGGCAGGUUCAGCUGCAGUGUGGUCUAAAAUUCUUGCCAGUCUCACCAGUAAGGAGCUCUCAGCCUAUGCCAAAGCUGGAGCUGUGGCUGAGGAGAUACUUGUGGCCAUCAGGACAGUGGUGGCUUUCAAUGGUCAAAAGAAAGCUGUACAGCAAUAUGAGGACAAUUUGGUAUAUGCAAUGAACUUUGGAGUGAAGAAAGCUGUUACCACAAAUGUGUCUAUGGGCUUAACACAGUUCUUCAUAUUUGGUGCGUAUGCCCUGGCUUUUUGGUACGGCACAAAGCUCUCUGUGGAUGAACCGGAGAACUACACCAUUGGAAAAGUCAUCACUGUCUUCUUCUCAGUGAUGAUUGGAGCAUUCUCUUUGGGUCAGGGGGCUCCCAAUCUGGAGAGUGUCGCUAAGGCCCGCGGUGCUGCAUAUGCAAUCUACAACACCAUCGAUAUGCCCCGUCCCAUUGACAGCAGUUCAAAGGAGGGCUACAAACCAGACAACAUAAAAGGCAACAUUGAAUUCAAGAACAUUUACUUUAGCUACCCCUCCAGAAAGAAUGUGAAGAUCCUUCAGGGGAUGAGCCUGAAGGUGCCACAUGGGAAGACAAUUGCUCUGGUAGGGGCUAGCGGCUGUGGGAAGAGCACCACUAUUCAGCUGCUGCAGAGGUUUUAUGAUCCAGAUGCUGGGGAGGUGACCCUGGAUGGUCGAGAUAUCCGAUCCCUGAAUGUGCGAUGGCUGAGGGAAAAUAUGGGUAUCGUGAGCCAGGAGCCCGUGCUCUUUGGAACAACUAUUGCUGAGAACAUCCGCUAUGGCCGUGAGGAUGCCACUGAAGAAGAUAUUGAACAGGCCGUGAGAGAGGCUAAUGCCUACGAGUUCAUCUCCAAACUACCGGAUAAACUGAACACCAUGGUGGGAGAACGGGGGGCUCAGCUGAGUGGUGGGCAGAAGCAGAGGAUUGCUAUAGCUCGUGCUCUGAUCAAGAACCCCAAAAUCCUCCUGCUGGAUGAAGCCACAUCAGCCCUGGACACACAGAGUGAAUCUGUCGUUCAGGCUGCUUUAGAUAAGGCGAGAGCAGGUCGCACUACCAUAGUGAUUGCCCACCGGCUGUCCACCAUCCGCUCUGCUGAUGUGAUUGCUGGUUUCAAAGAUGGUCAAGUGGUGGAGCAGGGCACUCACAGAGAACUUAUGAACAAGAAAGGAGUCUACUACUCUCUCGUCAUGCAGCAGAUGUCUGGGAGAUUAGAAGAUGCUGAAGAUGAAUGUCAAGGAAAUGUUUCUGAAGGAGAGAUAUGUGAGCAAACAACUGACACAGAUUCAGACAAUUGUGAUGAUCUGACAGUUGUAACAACAGAACAUGCUGCCUUUUCAAGAAACUCAUUAAGACGCAGCAUUUCUCUUCAAAGAAGAUCCUCAAAAAACUCAAAGAGGAAAAAAUCAGAAAGUGUUAAAAAGGACAAAAAGGAAGAGGAAAAAGCUCCAGGCAUCCCUUUCAGGAAGAUCCUGGCCUUGAACAAGCCUGAGUGGCCGUACCUGCUGGUGGGCACACUGGCCAGCUUUCUGGGAGGAGCUGUCUACCCCUGCGUGGCCAUCCUCUUUGCCAAAAUCAUUGGUGUAUUUGCUGAAUCGGACCCAGGUGUGAAACGACAGAAGACUCUGAUGUUCUCUCUUCUGUUCCUUCUCAUUGGAGCUGUGGCUUUUCUCACCUUCUUCUUUCAGGGCUACAUGUUUGGUAAGUCUGGGGAAAUUCUGACCAUGAGGUUGAGGAGUCAAGCUUUCAAAGCCAUUUUGAGACAGGAAAUUGGCUGGUUUGACGACCACAACAAUGCAGUAGGAGUCUUGACCACUAAACUAGCGACAGAUGCAUCACUGGUUAAAGGGGCAGCUGGAUCUAGACUGGGCUUGACCACCAAUGCUGUGUGUGCGCUGAUCAUUGCUAUGAUUAUAGCCUUCAUUCACUGCUGGCAGCUCACUCUUCUCAUCCUGGCUUGCAUGCCUGUCCUUUCUGGGGCCAAUUUCAUCCAGAUGAGAGCCACGGCAGGUCACACUUCCAAAGACCAGAGUGCACUCGAGAUGUCAGGCAAGAUCUCCACUGAAACUGUUGAGAACUUCAAGACUGUUGUUGCAUUAACGAAAGAAGAUGUGUUCUUCAGGAAGUUCAGCGAAAGCCUCAGCAGACCAUAUCGGUCUGCCUUAUGCAAAGCACCUCUCUAUGGAAUUACCUUCGCAAUCGCCCAAGCAACCCCUUACUUGGUCAACAGCGCAAUCUUCCGCUUCGGCUCUUGGCUGAUCGCCCACUGCUACACUGAAUACGAGAACGUUUUUUUGGUGUUUUCUGUAAUCGUCUUUGCUGCCAUGAACAUUGGUCAGUCCUCAUCAUUCGCCCCAGAUUUCGCCAAAGCCAAAGCAGCAGCUGGGAGGAUCUUAAACUUGCUAGAGAAAAUGCCUGAGAUUGACAUCUACAACGAGGGAGGAGACAAACUGACACGCUUUAAGGGAGACAUAGAAUUCCAUGAUGUGCACUUCUCCUACCCAACACGUCCGAACAUGAAGAUUCUGCAGGGCCUAAACUUGUCCGUGGCCCAAGGACAGACCCUGGCUCUGGUGGGAAGCAGCGGGUGUGGGAAAAGCACCUCCAUCCAGCUGCUGGAACUCUUCUACAACCCUGCUAGUGGCCAAGUGUUUGCAGAUGGGACAGACACUCGGACGCUCAAUCUUGCGUGGCUGCGCUCUCAGCUGGGCCUGGUCUCUCAGGAGCCCAUUCUGUUUGACUGUACCAUUGCUGAGAACAUCCAGUAUGGAGACAACAGUCGUGUGGUCAGUCAGGAAGAGAUUGUGGAGGCUGCUAAAAAUGCCAAUAUCCAUGACUUUGUACUCAGCCUGCCAGAGAAAUAUAACACACGUGUGGGAGAUAAAGGCACUCAGUUGUCUGGAGGGCAGAAACAGAGGAUAGCCAUCGCUCGAGCUCUGGUCCGCAAACCCAGAGUGCUGUUGCUGGAUGAAGCCACUUCAGCUCUGGACACGGAGAGUGAGAAGGUUGUGCAGAAAGCUCUGGACGACGCCCGCCAGGGACGAACCUGCAUCGUCAUCGCCCAUCGCUUGACCACCAUCCAGAAUGCUGACAUCAUUGCGGUCAUUCAGAACGGCCAGGUGGCCGAGCAGGGCACGCACAGCGAGCUAAUGGCCAAACAGGGGGCAUAUUAUGCCCUGGUCAACGCACAGAUCGCUCACUAACUGUUACCUUAUUAGCCUAAACUUGUCGACUGUCCAGUUGUACAGUGAAGGUCAUUUUAUAUGCCUGUAUUUUCCCAAUCCAAGUCUUGGACUACCACUGGAAUUUUGAGCUUCUCAUUGUUUUAGCAGACAACAUGAGAUCAUAUCUACAUCCUGCGUUACUUUGCUGGCCAUCCACAUCUGAAAUAGCUCAGUUAGUAAGUAAGUAAGUAAGUAAAACUUUAUUUAUAUAGCACUUUUCCAGAGUGACUCACAAAGUGCUUUACAAAAUACUUACGAAUAAAAUACAAGACAAUUAAGAUCAUUAUGAUCAUUUACUCAAAUAAGUAAUACACACAGUUUAAAUACUCAAAUGCACACCGACUUAUAAAGCACAUCAAUCAAAAGCUGUUAAAAACAAGAGAAUAAAAAUUAGUCUUUAAACAAAUCAAGAACCUUAGUUGAUUCAGAGAGUCUGACAUCAGUAGGAAGAUUAUUCCACAAUUUUGGGGCAUAAACUGCGAAAGCCCGGUCCCCCUGUGAUUUUUAGUUAGUACGUGGAACAGUUAGUAACCCCCGAUUUGAAGACCUUAAAGUUCUCGCGCUAUGAAGAGGACGUAGGAGCUCAGUGAUCUAUGCUGGAGCCUCGUUAUGAACAGCCUGAUAAGCAUUCAAAUUUUAAAAUCAAUUCUAUAGCUUACAGGCAGCCAGUGUAGAGAAGCCAAUACUGGUGUAAUAUGUUCCCUGCGCUUUGUCCCAGUGAGAAAACGAGCAGCUGCAUUUUGAACAAGCUGUAGACGAUCCACCUCUCUGACUCAGACAAGUAAAUAAGGCACUGCAGUGAUCCAAACGGGUGGAGACAAAAGCAUGAAUCAUUUUUUCAAUGAAGGAAACUUUUAACUUUACUAAUAUUUCUAAGUUGAAAAAAGCAGGAUUGAAGAAGCUUCUGUUAGAACAUAUGUAUAUAAAUACCACACAGUCCUUUAAUGAGAUUCACUGAUUAAAAGCUUUCAUAAAAUUCUCAA